AUGGGUCUUAGUUGGAUGAAAGCCGAUAGACUAGGUCCGGUUUAUGAGAAAGGUGUUCUUGAAUUCCUUGAAUACGCUGAUAAACAUCUUCCUGACAAUAAUGGUAUCUUUUAUUGUCCUUGUGUUGUUUGCGUGAAUAUCAAUAAGGGUACAAAGAAAGAAAUAUUCCAGCACCUUUGUUGUGAUGGUAUAUGUCAAAAUUAUAUAACAUGGAUGUGGCAUGGUGAGGUGGAUAAAGAGGAAAGUCGGGCUCCCCAAAGUCAAAGAGUGGAUGAAGAGGAAUAUAUGGAGGAUGAACUAGAGGAUAUGUUCCGUGAUAUUGGAGAAUCUUCUUUUAAGAAUGCUCAUAUUUAUGAUACCUUAUAUAGUGAUAAAGACACCCCUUUAUAUAAGAGAUGCACAAAUUUUACACGAUUGUCGGCUGUGUUAAAAUUAUUUAACCUGAAGGCAAAAAAUGGAUGGUCGGAUAAAAGUUUCACAGAGUUGCUUGAAUUGGUAAAUCAAAUGUUACCAGAAGAUAACAAAUUUUCGGAUUGUUGCUAUGAGGCCAAGAAGAUAUUGUGUACAAUUGGUAUGGAGUAUAUCAAAAUACAUGCUUGCCCUAAUAAUUUCAUAUUAUACAGGAAAGAGUGUGAAGACUUGUUUCAAUGUAUGAAAUAUGGUUUGUCGCAUUACAAGCUCAAUGCCAACAAUGGUGAUGACAAUGACUACGACAAUAUACUUUUUGCUAAUUCAAAUGACACAAAGAAUCUUAGAUGGCAUGCAGAUGAAAUGACUCAUGGUGGGAACAUUCGCCAUGUAGCUGAUUUGUUGCAAUGGAAGAAAAUUGAUUCGUUGUUUUCGGAUUUUGGAGUUGAGCCAAGAAACCUUAGGCUUGGGCUUGCCACCGAUGAAAUGAACCCCUUUGGUUAUCUAAGUCCAUUAAUUGAUGAUUUACGACUCUUGUGGGAUGAAGGCGUUGAAGUUGAUGAUGCAUAUUAUGGGGAAAAGUUUAAGAUGGAUGCAAUGUUAUUUUUCACAAUCAACGACUUUCCUACUUACGGUAACUUGGCUGAAUAUAGUGUCAAAGAACAUAAAGCAUGUCCUAUUUUUGAAUAUGAUACUUGUUAUCACCAACAUGAGUCUGGAAAAAAGACCGUUUACCUUGGGCAUCAAAAAUUUCUAAAACCCGGUCAUCCGUAUCGUAGAUUGCGGAAGGUUUUUAAUGGAGAGCAAGAGUUUGAUGAGGCUCCUGAACCUUUAACCGGGGAUAAAAUUUAUCAACAACAGGAACACAUUAACGUUGUCUUCGGGAAGAGAGAAAAAGAAAAAUGGGCAAUUGCGAAAAAUAUAUGGAAAAAGAGGUUCAUCUUUUUUGAUCUUCCAUAUUGGUCAAGUCUUGAUGUUAGACAUUGUCUUGAUGUGAUGCACGUGAAAAAAAUGUGUGUGAUAGUUUGA
Molecule: messenger RNA, 1437 nt
Organism: Vicia villosa (hairy vetch)
Lineage: Eukaryota; Viridiplantae; Streptophyta; Magnoliopsida; Fabales; Fabaceae
Exons: 2
Coding region: 1-1437 (478 amino acids)
Source: RefSeq, a predicted model, not a curated record